Molecule: messenger RNA, 390 nt
Organism: Aphis gossypii (cotton aphid)
Lineage: Eukaryota; Metazoa; Arthropoda; Insecta; Hemiptera; Aphididae
Product: THAP domain-containing protein 2-like
Exons: 3
Coding region: 1-390 (129 amino acids)
Molecular function (GO): sequence-specific DNA binding
Source: RefSeq, a predicted model, not a curated record
AUGGUUAAAUGUAUAAUCGUUGGUUGUACAUCUGGGUACAAAAGUAACAUUGAAAAAGUGCACCAAUUUGGUGCUCCUAAAGAUUCUAAGUUACGAAGUGAAUGGCAAAGGUGUAUUCCUAGAAAAGAUUUUAUACUUAAAGAUAAUUCAUAUGUAUGUGAAAAACAUUUCAAGGAAGAAGAUAUCAUAAAGUAUUGGGAAUCUGGUUCAGUAAAGGUACCAUAUACUAAGUGGAAGCUUAAAGAGGGAACCAUACCUUCAAUUUUCCCGGGUCCUUCAUAUUUAUCUAAUCUAAAAAAACAUCGGAAGUUGCCUGCUGUUCGUCAUGCAAUUACACCAAUAAAGACCAAGAUCAUAGUGGUUCAAAAGAUAUUUUGGAUGAAUAUUUGA